Messenger RNA from Nicotiana tabacum (common tobacco), 2559 nucleotides. The record is from RefSeq and is a predicted model, not a curated record. Lineage: Eukaryota; Viridiplantae; Streptophyta; Magnoliopsida; Solanales; Solanaceae.
GGAAAGAAGGAAAAGAAGACGAAAUUCCCGUAAAGAGAAAAAACCAAGAGGAAAGUGAAAAAGAGUUUUUCUCAAAAAUGGGUAUAUAGAGAAUUCAAGAACCCUCAGAGUUUUCUGUAAUUCUUUUUUUGUUUUUGUUUGUCAAGAAUGCUUAGUCCUGAUUGGAGGAAAAAAAGAAUGAUAUCAUCAUUGGGUGCAGCUUCAUCUUCAUCUUCUUCAUCUUCAUCUUCAUCAGCAGCAGUUCGUGUUGAAAAGGCAACAAGCGAGUUCUUGAUUGGUCCUGAUUGGACUAUUAAUAUUGAUAUUUGUGAUACCAUCAAUUCUAACCAUUGGUUAGCAAAAGAUGUUGUAAAAGCCGUGAAGAAGAGGUUGCAGCACAAGAACCCCAAAGUUCAGCUACUUUCUUUAACGCUUUUGGAGACAAUGGUGAAGAACUGUGGCGAUAAUGUGCACUUUCAAAUAGCUGAAAGAAGCAUAUUGCAAGACAUGGUCAAAAUUGUAAAGAAGAAGACAGAUAUGCAUGUUAGAGAUAAAGUACUAGUACUACUGGACUCUUGGCAAGAGGCAUUUGGUGGCCCUGGAGGAAAGUAUCCCCAGUACUAUUGGGCUUACGAAGAAUUGAGGCGUGCUGGCGUUGAAUUUCCCAAGCGUUCAUUUGAUACAGCUCCAAUUUUUACUCCACCUGUUACUCAUCCUGCACCAAGACAACCUCAACCUGGUUAUGGAAUGCCAAGCAAUUCCUCAACAAGACUUGACGAGGCCAUGGCAGCAGAUAUGGAAAACUUAAGCUUGUCCAGCAUAAAUUCUAUGAAGGAAGUUGCUGAUCUGUUGGCUGAUAUGCUACAAGCCGUGACUCCAGGCGAUCGCUUGGCUGUACAAGAUGAAGUUAUAGUUGAUCUUGUCUACCAGUGUCGCUCUAACCAGAAGAAGUUGAUGCAAAUGUUGACCACCACCGGGGAUGAAGAACUUCUGGCUCAGGGUCUUGAAUUAAAUGAUAACCUCCAAAUGGUGCUGGCUAAACAUGACGCAAUAGCUUCUGGUUCUCCACUUCCAACUGAAGUCCCAAACAACAACAUCUCAGCUAGAGAAAUGCAUGAUCCAAGCCUCAAACCUGCUGAAGUUGAGCCACCUACUCCAGCAGCAGAUGCAAAACCUUCUGCACCAGUUCUUGCACCAACAGCAGGUCAAAUUGAUGAAGAGGAAGAUGAAGAAGAUGACUUUGCCCAGUUAGCUCGAAGACAUUCAAAAACAAGUCCAGCAGCGCAAACAAGUGAAGGUAUGGUCUCUGCCUAUAAUAGCAAUUCUACGGGAGAAUCAUUGGAUCCUGUCACAAGCAAUGCAUUGAUUCUUCGAGAUCCGCCUCCAACUGCUAUGCCCACGAAAGAACAAGAUAUAAUUGAUCUCUUGAGCCUGACCUUGUCAUCAAGUAUAUAUCCCGAGACCCCACAAAAUUCUGCUUCAGCCAAUCAUAGCACGCAUCAGGAGCCUGUUGCCUCAACCACGCAAGGGAAUCCAUAUGCAUCUCAAGCUUAUCUUGGAUAUCAAGAUCAGAGCUUUAACAGUUAUGUAGCUCCUUGGGCUCAGACUCAGCCCCAACCCCAACCUCAAUCUCAGUCGCAACCUCAGUUUCCUCCUCAGUUUCAACCUCAGUCCCAACCUCAGUCCCAACCUCAAUAUCAUCACCAAUUUCAAACCCCAACCCAAGCGCAGUUCCAGACCCAGGCCCAGGCCCAACCUCAAGCCCAGCCUCUGCAUCAACCUCAUCCUCGGCCUCAACCACAGUAUCCCCAAGAAUCAUCAUUACAAUCUCAGCAUACCUCGCAACAGCUUCCACAAUGUCCUUUACAAACUGAACUGAACCAACAACCUAGAACUCAGCUAGAACUUCAUCCUCAGCCUCAACAAUUACCGCCACGUGCUCAGACUCAAUUCCCACAGUACUCUGCUUAUCCGCCUCCACCUUGGGCAUCAACUCCCGGAUAUUUUAGCAAUCUGAAUCAUUCAACUAGACCGUCCUAUAUGUACUCAACUCCACAAAACACAUCCAUGCCUUUGCAAGGUCCUAGACCUGUACAGAAUGUUAACUCAAUUCCUACUAUGGGAAGCAAUGGUGUAGCUAUCAAUGGGGAUGCACAGAUUCGGCCUAGCCCCAAGACGACAUCCUCUACUGCUGGACAAAAACCCUUCAUUCCAUCUUAUAGGUUAUUUGAAGAUCUUAAUGUUUUUGGUAACGGGGAUCAAAGACACAACUCAUCUUCAGGUGUAUCAGGAACUAACAGCCAAAGUAUGGUUGGCGGACGAAAAUGACAAGUAUUUGUGGCACAUCUUCUAUACCAUGCUGUCAAUAUGAUGUACAUGAGUGGACCUUCCCCCUCCCCCUCCCCCGCCCCCUCGCCCCUCACUUUUUUUCGGGUUUUUUGAAGUUUGCAGAUGGAAUAGUUUUAUAAGAUUGAUUUGAUUCUGGCCAUUGGCAUUUUACAUAUUUGAUGCUUAUGUUAUGCCACAGUUAUUUUAACCCCUUAGGGUGAUGAGGUUUGAUAUUUGUUUGUGCAAUUUCCA